GCGGAGCGGAAACCUCUCUGGCAACGCUGCUCCGCAGUUGACGGACACGUUUCGCUCGAUCACUUACACGGUGAGCUCAGGGACGGACACUUCACACAUGUCCCUGUCGCGAUUUACUGAGGGGCUCAGAUAAGAGAAACCGCUCCUGGAUGAGGUGAAGAAACAACGAGCCUGUCCACACGUGGAAUAAGAACCGCAAAACAAGGGGAGAGAGGUCAGAGACAGUACUAGGUGUGGAAAAGAAGAAGGAAACGCGUCCAUCCGUCAAGCGCCAGCAGGAUCCGGAGGCAUCCUGGUGCCGAGACGCCGCCCCACAGACCCAGAGCCCCGAGACAACCAUCAAAAGCAAAUAUUUAAGUCCAUUACAGCACUCCUCCCGGGGAUUCUGACACAAAAGAGAGAUUGACAGAAUCGUGGUUAAAGAAAGAGAGAAAAAGACAGGGGCAAAAAAUAGCAUCCCAUUCAAAGUGAACUCUGACAGCUAUUUCUGGCCUUCUGUGGGCUGGUGGGCAGCCCCUUUGGCUGCGCGCUUGGAGAGCAGAAAAAGGAUUUCCCUCUUCCCAACCCAUUUAUCCCAGCGCCUGUGUAAAUACUAGAUAUAGAUAUCAAUUUGUAUGGCUCCCAAAGGGACUCACAGAGGCUAACUUUAGCAGACUCUGGAGGAAACCGUGCUGUUGCGGUUGCUGGAAUUGGUACCCUGUCGGCUCUUCCGAGGCAGACUUCUGUGAGAUCUGCGCUCAAACUGCAGCCCACUGAAAGAUCCUGGCAGUCUCUGAAUACUCACACGGUCCAAAGACACUGGUUGUCAUUCAUCACUGGUAAAGGAGAACAAGCUUAUAAGUGACUGCAGAGUUUCAGCAGUAAAAGUCAGGGAGAGAGGUGUGGGGGUGUGUCCGCUCUCAGGGGAACGCCCCUCGCCCCCUGGCUGUGGGGACUAAGCAGCCCAUUGCCCCUGCUGCUUUGAUGUCUUUAGCCAGCAGGGCGGCGCACCAUGAAGCCCCUCACACCCAUUGGUUCGCCCUCCCCACUGCGGCUGCUCAACAAGGGUCCAGACUACCUGCGCAGGCAGAUGGACGGAGGGGGGCGGGGCCGGUCGAUCAGCGCAGUUGAGCGGCUGGAAGCAGACAAGGCCAAAUACGUGAAGAGCCAGCAGGUCAUCAACACCAAGCAGGAGCCGGUGCUGGUGCCCUGCGCCACCCCGCCACCCCAGCCUCGUCGCCCCCUCACGGUGCCAGCCUCCUCCACGCCCCGCCUCCCCCCUCGCCGGCCACCUGCCUCCCCCUACUCCACCCCCCGCCCACUCGCCCUGCCCGAUGAGAACGAGGACGAUGCCAAGAAAGAGAACCGGCAGGCAGUGGAUGUGGAGGAGCGCAACCGUAGUAACAGGACGGCACCGUGCAUGGGCACUCCCACCGCCCCGCUGGUGGCCCCGCACAGCGCCCCGAUCCUCCGCAGGAGCACGGGCAAGCGCAUGAUGCGCCCCGAUUCCCUCAUCAUCUACCGGCAGAAGAAGGAGUGCAAGAACCCCAGCGGCGCUGGGACAGGGGCCGCCAACGGGGAGCUGAAGGGGUACAGCUUUGUGCGCCGGCUCUUUCAGGGCUCCAUGCGGGAGAAAAGUGGGGGUGAGGGGUCCCCAAAAAUGAUUAUCAGGGAGGAGAGGACCCCCGCACGCGAUGAGGAAUCCCGCAUGUCCUGGACCAACGAGAAGGAUGGGCCGGAUGGCGGACACGAGGCUAAGAGCUUCAGCAAGACAGAGCGCCGGCCUCCCACUCCCAGCAGCACUUGCACACUGGAAAGGACUAAGAACGGCAUCAACGGCUGCAGCGGAGACCCCUGGAGGCCGAAUGUGCCCCUGCGCUCAGGGGGACUGCAGCGCUCCAAAUCGGACCUGCGGCUCCGCUGCUCGCUGGCUCUGUCUGAGAAGGAAAGGUUCUUCGACUAUUGCGGGCUGGACCUGGACCUGGUGGAGCGCCUGGGGCCAGAGAACUUCCUGUCCGGGGGCAGCUCGGCCGACACGCUCUCCCUCGUCCUGCGCAGCGUGAGUGGGGGUGGCGGGGGAGGCGGGGGCUCGGAGGCCAGCGAGUUCUCUCGCCACUCAGGGGAGGGGCUGUUCCAGGAGGAGCUAACUGAACAGAUGCCCUCGGGGGUGUCAAUCAUUGAGAGGAACGCCCGUGUCAUCAAAUGGCUCUACAACUGCAAGAACGCCGCCCAACAGGGACCCAAAGAGUCCACUGUGUAACCCCAGCAGAGCCACUGGGCUUGUG
Messenger RNA from Megalops cyprinoides (Indo-Pacific tarpon), 2264 nucleotides. RefSeq lists its product as uncharacterized. The coding region runs from base 992 to 2239 and encodes 415 amino acids. NCBI's taxonomy places the organism in Eukaryota, Metazoa, Chordata, Actinopteri, Elopiformes, Megalopidae. The record is from RefSeq and is a predicted model, not a curated record. The transcript has 2 exons.